Dryobates pubescens (Downy woodpecker) is the source of this 714-nucleotide messenger RNA. It is a transcript of the gene POU2AF3, whose product is annotated as POU class 2 homeobox associating factor 3. The transcript has 4 exons. Gene Ontology annotation, cellular component: cytoplasm. Lineage: Eukaryota; Metazoa; Chordata; Aves; Piciformes; Picidae. The annotation marks the transcript as partial. Gene Ontology annotation, molecular function: DNA binding; POU domain binding. The record is from RefSeq and is a predicted model, not a curated record.
AAACCUGCAGGGUUUGCUCUGAGGGUUUCCCACCUUAGGAAACCUUCUCCCCACCAAUUCCUUUCAGGAAAGCCCAAGGUGUAUCAAGGUGUUAGAGUCAAGAUCACAGUGAAGGAGCUGCUGCAGCAGAGAAGAGCAAGGCAAGCAGCAACCAGUGCAGCAGUAAGUAAAACUCUCUUGGUGUCUGUUUUGUCUCUUCUCUCUUCAUCCUUUUCUUUCUCCUUGAUCUCUGGGCCCAGGAGACUGUCAGAGUCCAAGUGUAGCAGGCUGGUUUCUUGGGGCGGCAGCAGCGGCAGCAACAUCCAGUUUUCAGAGUCUGUGUCUCCUCCUCACCCAGCACCUUUUGAUGCAGAACCCAUCUCCUCUGUUCCCACCUACUGCCCAUCAUGGCAGUUUUCCAGUUGCCUCUCCUGUGAGGAAAGCCCCAGCUAUCUGGAGCAGCUGCUGGAUUCCUGUCUGCAGACAGAAGCACCUCUAGACCCAGCCUCCAAUGCUUGCCAGACAGCCUCACACUACACCUCAGAUGCCUUCCAGCCAGUCCCACUCUGCUUUAACCAGGGCCUGGCCUGCUGCUGCACAGCCUGUGGCUCCCAGCAUGUGGACGGCAGGGCCCCGCAGUACUUCUGCCCCAGCACAGACUGCAUGGACUACCUCCCACCCCUGGCUGAUGACUUCUUCAGGAGGGAUAGGACCUGUGACAUCUGCUAUAGCUAG